Molecule: messenger RNA, 1836 nt
Organism: Trichomonas vaginalis G3
Lineage: Eukaryota; Parabasalia; Trichomonadida; Trichomonadidae
Product: spectrin binding
Exons: 1
Coding region: 1-1836 (611 amino acids)
Molecular function (GO): protein binding
Source: RefSeq, a predicted model, not a curated record
AUGAUAGGACCUCCUAUUAUAGUUCCACAAGAUGUCCUUGAUGAAUUUAUGCCAUAUGUCCGUGUUAGUGACUUAAUCAGCACGCUCACCAUUGAUAAUAUUGAUGAAAUCUUUAAUCAAGUUUUAGAAGAACACAUGGGUGACACAGAAAUAGGAAUUAAUGCAAUAGUAAUGCUUGUUUACAUCAGAAAUAUUAAAUAUUCUCUUCAAUUUCUUAAAAGAUUGUUCGAAUUAUGUCAAAUACAUGCAUCACCUCAAAACUAUUUCGGCGAUUUCAAAAUUAAGUUUAUUGAACAUCUACUAAGAAGUACAUCAAACUAUCUUUACUUUCGAAAUACAAAAGAUUUUAGAUUUCUUCGAUUAUUAACAGAUAACGGCUCAAUUGAUUUUGUCGAGUAUGAAUCCCAACUAUAUCAAUUCACAAAGACCCAUAAAGACUUGCCUAAUGUAAUUUUAACUCUUUCAGUAUAUUUUGACAAAUAUAUCAAAAACGAACCAGAAUUUUAUGCAAAGCUUCAAAAAUACGUCGCCCGAGCAAAAGUUUCUGAUAAAGUAGCAAAGAAAUUCCCACAACUUUACGAUAAAGUUAUGAAUUCAGAAGAAUUAUUUAAUCAAUACUUAGAACACGGUUGUGAAGUUGGAUCUCUUGAAUACAUUCUUAAAAAUGACGAUAUUGAUGCUUUUAUGCUUUACAAAAAUUCUGUUUUCAAUAUUAAUAAAAUUAUUAAACGGAAUUACUUAGACUUUCCAUCAACAAUACGUCAAGAGCCAAGUAUUAUUCAAUAUGCAGUUUAUUACGGUUCCGUGAAAAUUUUUAAGUAUUUAAUUGUUCAAAAUCCAAAAUUAGACUACAAAGACAAAUGGGACCAUUAUUUGCAGUAUUUUGCAGUUACAUCAGGUAAUAUAGAGUUAGUCAGACUCGUACAGCAGCAAAAUCUAAAAUUUGAAGGAUAUUUGAAAAUUGCAGCUCAAUAUUCUAAAAAAGACAUAUUUAACUGGAUCUUAGAGACACAAAUACAAUCAGAAGAUCGUCUGAAGAUCGAAAUGAUCAAUACAUUGUGUUAUUCAUGUUCUUCUGUACAACCAAACACAAUUUUGUGGUGUUUACAAAACGGUUGUGACACAAAUUCAAUUGAUUCAGGCGGAUACGGUCCAUUACAAAGCGCCGUGAUAUCUAAUGUGCAAGCCAUACUUAUUUUCAUUUCUAAGAUCCCUACGACACAGAUUGACAGAAAAGAUUCGAAUGGAGAAACUGCACUUCACAUGGCAAUAAAAUACGGAGACACGGCCAUGGCAAAAUAUUUAUUAGAACACGGCGCUGAUCCGAAUUUGGUGGAUAACAAUGGGUAUAACUCGGUAAGAAAAGCACUUGAGUUUAAACAGACAGAGAAUUUGAAAUUGUUAGUUAACUACGAAAAUAUUGACAUUGGAAAUCCAGAUCUUUUGAUACAACAUGCUGUUUUUGGACAUAAUAUGUUUUGUAUGGAAUUUAUUUUAGAACAUCCAUCAAUUUUCAAUGUAAAUAAGAAUGUUGUUGAUUUCUCAAUGCCGCCAAUAAUCAUGUUCGCUAGAAGUGAUAAAUAUAAACUUAUUAAGUUAAUGUUGAAAUACGACCACGUUGAUAAAAACGCUAGAGAUAACUUGUUCAAUAUGAAUUUCUUCCAAAAUGCAAUUGAAACUAAAAGUUACAACACAAUAAGAUUGGCUGUACAGACAGAUGGUGUUGACUAUUAUACACCAACAAGAUUUGGAAAUACUUUGAAAGACUUAGUUGGUGAUGAUGAAACUAUAAAAGAAAUUCUGCGCCAAGCUAAUAUUAAUUUGGAAAUACUUUGA